AUGUCUUUAUUAAAAGUUGAUGACAAGGUGAAGGGGACUCGUGUGCAGGCGAAACUACUCGAAUUUGUGCUGGAUACGCUUCCCCGGCGCGAUAUUGAUGUUAUUGUUUACAAUACAGACACUGCCGUUGAUUGUCUUUCGACUGCUCCUAUUCUUAAGGAACGACGUCCGCAUCUUAAUCAUUGCCCCGAUAUUGCUCAUGUAACUAAUUCGAUGCUGAAAAAUGCUUGUGAGACUAUCGAGGAAAUUGCGGAAUGGAUGAAGAAUGUGGAUAUUAUAUGCAAGUAUUUUAACGGAUCAAGCUUCCUACUCGCAAGCUUCGCCCGAGAGACUGCUAAAGUCAACAGGGGACGUUCCUUAGACUUGCCUGCCGGGGAGUGCGAGUCUCGAUUUGCUUACCAAGUGACAAGAGGCAUGCGGGCUGUGAUGCUAAAACCGUGUAUGAGAGCAAUAUUUACGUCGUUGGAAUAUACCGAGGUGAUGAAAGGAAAUAUUACAAACACUAACAAUGGAGAGAAAGUAAGAGUAUCCAAGAGGAAUGAGAAAGUAGAAAAGUUGGUGGAAGAUGAUGAAUGGUUCAAUACUGGUCUCGUAAUUUGUAAGAGUUUCUGGCCACUCUUUCAACUGAUGAGGAAUGCGGAUAGUGAAGAAGCAACGACGUCCAAAUGGAUGUCUUGGAUGUAUGAUGGGGACAUGUUGCUAAAACAAUACAGUGAAGAUAGAUUCGACAGCAAACUCAGUCAAAUGGCCACGCGAGUAGCACAAAGUUUAAACAAUAAUACACGCGCGCAUUGGGACUUUUUGAAGGACAUACCGUAUUUGCAGUGUAGCGCUUUGCUGGACCCAAAAUAA
Sphaeroforma arctica JP610 is the source of this 852-nucleotide messenger RNA. RefSeq lists its product as hypothetical. NCBI's taxonomy places the organism in Eukaryota, Ichthyosporea, Ichthyophonida. The record is from RefSeq and is a predicted model, not a curated record. Bases 1 to 852 code for a protein of 283 amino acids. The transcript has 2 exons.